GGAUAGUGGGAAGUGUCCCUACCCAAGGCAGGGGGUGGGACUGGAUGGGCCUUACGGUCCCUUCCCACCCAAACCAUCCUGGGAUUCUCUGUUAGAAGCUGACAGAAGAUCCAUGGGGACAGGAAAUACCAGGAAGUCUGUAGCACCUGUUGGCUCCAAAGUUAAUUGUCAAAGCCUUCAGGGUCACCUCUGCUGAAUAUUUGCCUUUUCCCUUCGUUUUUCCAUGAAAAACGUUCUUUUCCCGUUUCCCGGAGCAUCCCAAGCCUGCCGUGGCAGCACACGUAUGGAAUGUGAAUGCCAUCUACUGGCUGCUGUCCCGGGCCUUGGAGCAGGUGUUCCCUGUCCAGACUCCAUCCAUCUGAUCCCGCAGGAAUUUCAUUGAGCACACACAAAUCCAGCUGUUCCCGGCGGCGGAUCCAGCCGGGAGAGCGCUGGAUCCGGGCGAUGCGCGGCGCGGGCUCCAGAGGGCCCCGCGCACCAGGAGAUGGACGGAGGGAGAUUCCCUGCGGAUUUUUCUCCACUGGGAAACCAGAAAGGCUGUUUGUGCAGUCCAGGAAGGAAGGACUCGAGGAAUUCACCUCAAGGAAUCCCUGGAAGUGCCCAAGGCCAGGUUGGAGCAAUCUGGGAUGGUGGAAAGUGUCCUGCCCGUGGCACAGGGGGGACUGGCUGGGCUUUAAGGUCCCUUCCAACCCAACCCAUCCUGGGAUGUGGAGAUGCUUCAGCUCCUGGAUUAAGGCAGAGCCUGGGCAGAAGGAGAAAAUGAGGAGGAGAAACGCAGAACCCGGAGAUUCCAGAUCCAAAGCCCCCUUUUUUAUGGGAUACCCUGAGUGUGGCCCAGCCAUCCCAGAAAAUCUGUUUGAUUCUCAAGGACGACAGAAAAACCAGUGUCUGCCCAGGGAAAUCCAACCUUUCCAUGCCUCCUUCCUACCUGGAGACUCCAAGGAGGUCAGUGACCUGCUCUUCUUCAUGUUUUUGGCAUAA
Lepidothrix coronata (blue-crowned manakin) is the source of this 981-nucleotide messenger RNA. RefSeq lists its product as uncharacterized. Bases 295 to 981 code for a protein of 228 amino acids. The record is from RefSeq and is a predicted model, not a curated record. Lineage: Eukaryota; Metazoa; Chordata; Aves; Passeriformes; Pipridae. The transcript has 6 exons.